Molecule: messenger RNA, 1781 nt
Organism: Lasiosphaeria miniovina
Lineage: Eukaryota; Fungi; Ascomycota; Sordariomycetes; Sordariales; Lasiosphaeriaceae
Exons: 3
Coding region: 297-1769 (490 amino acids)
Biological process (GO): actin cortical patch localization; plasma membrane tubulation; endocytosis
Cellular component (GO): medial cortex; Rvs161p-Rvs167p complex; mating projection tip
Molecular function (GO): lipid binding; protein binding
Source: RefSeq, a predicted model, not a curated record
GUCUCCCACGGAUAGAGUUUUGCCCACGAUCCUCUACUCGUUUGGAAGUCCGAUUCCUUCGAAACUCGACCCUACAUCAAGGCUACCUGCCCCGUCCCUCUCUCUGCUUUGCGCCGCGGUUGACCGCCAUCUCGCAUCCCAUGCGUCAAUGCUGCCUCCGCCUCCUGCACCCGGACGCCACCCAUCUCACCUCGCUAUUCUCGCACUAGAUUUCCAUCUCGACUAACCGACGGCAUCGACAACAGGAGCUGCGUGUGCGUCGAGCUUUCGGCCCCCAAUCUGCAACAGGCGCCAAAAUGCAGUCCGUGUCUCGACAGUUUGGCAAGCUCUGGAGUAAAGGCCCCGGAGACAAUGCCAAGUUUUCGGUCCUCAUCAACGACUACGAGGAUGCGGACAAAGUCCUGGCGCAGAUUAUUGACAACGCAAAACUGUGGAGGGAUUCGUGGGGCGCCGUGGUCGACAGCCAGCUCCAGAUCGUCACCGAAUAUGACAACCUUUACGACCCAAUUGUCGGCGCAUCUGACGGCCAUGGGCGCGUCCUCUCCCAGACACCGCAGCUGCAGCUCGAGCGCACAUUCAAGCUCAAGGAGGCCUACGCUGAGCUGAGGACCGAGCUGAAUGGCGAGGUAGCCAUGAUUGAGGAACGCAUCGUCAAGCCCGCCAUAGAAGCUCGCGACUGCAUUGCGCCAAUCCGCAAAACCAUCAAGAAGCGCGAGAACAAGAGAGUGGACUACGAAAAGCUACAAGACAAGGCCACCAAGCUACAGAGGAAGGGCAGCCGGACUCCCAAAGAGGACGCCGCGCUAGCAAAGGCCGAGGACGAUUCCGCCCGUGCCGCUGAUGAAUUUGGAAUCGCCGAUGAGCAUCUCCGCGAGACCCUGCCCCCGAUUAUUACUGCAACUUUCAGUCUAAUACCGCCUCUGCUGUCCGGUCUGGUUCUCAUCCAGAACCGGCUGCUAGGAUUGUAUUACACCACCUUACACGGCUACUGUCAAGAGUUCGGAUUUCCCUCGCCGCCCCCGCCAAUGUCCGAAGUGGUUGCAACCUGGAACGGCUCCUUCAAGGCCACUCAAAGCCGGGUCGAAUCUAUCAGCUUCAUAGCUCGCGGGAAGGCGGCGCAUCAGCCCAUGGGCAAGGCCCCCAGCGAAGCGCCGUCCCGAAAGCCCACGAUUCCCAAUAACGGGAUUCAGCGCGUCUCGUCGGGGCUGAUACCUAGCGCUGGCAGCGGGCCCCAGGCGCGAACAAUGCGCGUGCCCUCGAUGAACAACUCACAACGGCUGCCUACUCCCGAGCCAUCGCCGCAGAUGCAGCAAAGCCCGUCGCCGACGGUCAAGCGGCCCGAGUGGCUCUCUCCCACUGACUUCACCACUGCCACCAUCCUCGGCGGGGCUCCCGUGGACCGCACUAGGAAGGACUGGUCGCCCGGCGCGUCCCCUAACACGCUGCGGCCCCAGGGAAGCAGCUACUUCAACAACCGCGACCAGCGCCCGUCGUCAGCGUCGACUGAGGCAUCCUUCGCCUCUUCUUACACGUCACAGGGCUUCGCCAAGAAGAGGCCGCCGCCGCCGCCGCCUCCGAAGAAGCGGGCUCCCGAGGAGUGGGUCGUCGCGCUGUACCCGUUCGCCGGCCAGGGCGCGGGCGACCUCUCGUUCGACGAGGGCGACAGGAUCAAGAUCGUCAAGAAGACGGACACGGAUCAGGACUGGUGGGAGGGCGAAUUCCAGGGCAGGAAGGGGAGCUUCCCCGCGAACUACUGCAAGCCCCUGUGAAGAAAGAGGGGG